Messenger RNA from Medicago truncatula (barrel medic), 3234 nucleotides. Its product is annotated as phosphatidylinositol 4-phosphate 5-kinase 6. The coding region runs from base 485 to 2770 and encodes 761 amino acids. Gene Ontology annotation, biological process: phosphatidylinositol phosphate biosynthetic process. Lineage: Eukaryota; Viridiplantae; Streptophyta; Magnoliopsida; Fabales; Fabaceae. Gene Ontology annotation, cellular component: plasma membrane. Gene Ontology annotation, molecular function: ATP binding; 1-phosphatidylinositol-4-phosphate 5-kinase activity. The transcript is spliced from 7 exons. The record is from RefSeq and is a predicted model, not a curated record.
UUUGAAACAGGAAAGAAAAUAAAGGAAAAAACAAACAAAAAUUUCCAUUGGUUCCAAAGAAACGUUUUGGUUUCCUCGUCAAUCACAACAACAACAUUGUCUCCUUCACAAUCUAAACACAUUCCAUUAUUGUUACACACAACAACAUUAGAAAAAAACAUAAAAAUUCAGUCUUGUGUUUGGUUUCAACAUUUUGAUUUGAUUUCCUACAUUGUUGUCAUUGUUUAAAAUUUUGUGGUGUAUUUAAUUUCUGGGUUUGAUGCAAAAUUGCAUUCUGCAACAUUAUUUUCAUAUGGCUUUCUUCAUUGAGGAAGAAAAAUCAAAUCUUUAUAAUUUCUGGGUUUGAUGCAGAAAUGCAUUCUGCAAAGCUAUUUUCAUCUGGGUUUCUUCAUUGAGAUAGAAAAAUCAAAUCUUUUUCAUUUGGGUAUUGAUGGAUGAAGGUGUUUGAAAAUUGUAGAUUUUCAAAGUGGAGACUUUCAAGAGAAUGAGUAGGGAGCUGAAUGGCAUUGUCAAAGCCUGGGAAUCAACAGUUAGGAAAUCAGCAACGGCAAAGAAAAGGGCAAACAGCAUUUUCAAACCAAUGUCUGUAGCCAAUGUAGAUGAUGAAGAUGACGACGACAAACAAUCGUCGUCAUCGUCUUCACAAGAGGUAAGUCAUGUUGAAAAGACUAUGCCUAAUGGUGAUUUUUACACAGGACAAUGGCUUGAUAAGUUUCCACAUGGUCAAGGUAAGUAUCUUUGGAUUGAUGGUUGUAUGUAUGUAGGUGAAUGGAUUCAAGGUUUUACAAUGGGGAAAGGUAGGUUUAGUUGGCCUAGUGGUGCUACAUAUGAAGGUGAAUUCAAGACUUUUUAUAUGCAUGGUAAAGGGACUUAUAUAGGUUCAUCUGGUGAUACAUAUAAAGGGAAUUGGGUUAUGAAUUUGAAAAAUGGGGAUGGUAAUGAGAGUUAUCCUAAUGGUGAUUUUUAUGAUGGUGAGUGGAAAAAGGGUGUGCAAAAUGGACAUGGUAGGUAUCAAUGGAAAAAUGGGAACCAUUAUAUUGGUCAAUGGAGGAAUGGUUUGUUUAAUGGGAAUGGUACAAUGAUGUGGCAAAAUGGGAAUAGGUAUGAUGGUUGUUGGGAAAAUGGUUUUCCGAAAGGGAAUGGUACGUUUAGGUGGUCUGAUGGUAGUUUUUAUGUCGGUGUUUGGAGUAAAGAUCCGAAAGAACAAACUGGUACUUAUUAUCCAUCUGGUUCUAGUGAUGCUCAUCUUGAAUGGGAUCCUCAAGAGGUUUUCACUGUUGAGUUGAUUGAAUGUAUGAUUUGUCCUUGUGAGGACAUUACGACAUAUCCUUCGGACAAGAUAUUGAAUUGGCCGGGUUUAGAGGAAGAUAAAGGAACAGAAAAACAGAUUCAUAAGAAAGGAACUCAUGGUAAUGGGAAGCCUAGACGGAGUUCAGCUGAUGGAAGGAUUAGUAAUCACAGCUCCGAAGGAGGUAGAAAAUCUGCAUUUGAUGAGUUGGGAGGCAAUUCUGUUCAAAGCUGGAAUAAAUCACCGCGGUUGAGAUUAAAAGCUCCUAAAAGACCGGGAGAGACUAUAUCUAAAGGGCAUAAAAACUAUGAGCUUAUGUUGAAUCUUCAACUAGGUAUCAGACAUGCUGUUGGAAGACCUGCUCCAAGUGCAUCACUUGACUUGAAGUCUUCUGCAUUUGAUCCAAAAGAGAAAGUUUGGACUAGAUUUCCACCAGAAGGAUCCAAGCAUACGCCGCCUCACCCUUCAUGCGAAUUUAGAUGGAAAGACUACUGUCCGGUAGUAUUCCGGGCUCUCAGAAAGCUGUUCAAAGUUGAUCCUGCUGAUUACAUGUUAUCAAUAUGUGGGAAUGAAGCUCUUCGGGAACUCUCAUCUCCUGGAAAAAGUGGAAGCUUUUUCUAUUUGACGAACGAUGACCGGUAUAUGAUCAAAACCAUGAAGAAAGCAGAAGUAAAAGUUUUUCUGAAAAUGCUUCCUGCUUAUUAUAAACACGUCCGGACUUUUGAGAAUACACUGGUCACAAAGUUCUUCGGCCUUCAUUGUGUAAAAUUAACAGGAAGUGCACAAAAGAAGGUUCGCUUUGUCAUCAUGGGAAAUAUAUUUUGUUCUCAAUAUGUCAUUCAUAGACGGUUUGACUUGAAAGGUUCGACGUUUGGUCGCACUACUGAUAAACCGGAGGCAGAAGUAGAGCCAACAACAACACUUAAGGAUCUUGACUUAAAUUUUAUAUUUCGAUUGCAGAAGUCUUGGUUCGAAGAAUUUUGCAGACAAGUUGAUAGGGACUGUGACUUUCUUCAACAUGAAAGAAUUAUGGAUUACAGUAUGUUGGUUGGUCUUCACUUUCGAGAUACAAGUCCUAGUGGCAAUGUCACACCUUGCGGUCGCAGUUCGGGAGCUCACACCCCAUCUGAAUUCGAUGAUGGAGGCCCCCGUCUUUCAGGAGUGGAUGCAGACCAUCUCAUCGUAGAUCCUAGUCGGUGGAUUCAAUUAGGUAUAAACAUGCCAGCGCGAGCCGAAAUAGCUUUGCGGAAAAGCACAUGUGAAAGUCCUCAGUUGGUUGGCGAACCAACCGGAGAGAUGUAUGAUAUUAUCAUCUUUUUUGGCAUCAUAGACAUAUUACAAGGCUAUGAUAUUAGUAAAAAGCUUGAGCAUGCUUACAAAUCAAUGCAAUACGAUCCAGCUUCAAUCUCGGCCGUUGAUCCAAGGCUAUACUCGAAACGCUUUCGCGAUUUCAUCUUCAGAGUUUUUGUAGAGGACACUUAAAAGGGUAUAGUUUUGAUGCUAAACAUUCAUCUUGCGGCAUGUGACCAUCCAUGUAUAGCUGUGACAAAUCGAGCGACUGACACAUUGAAUGGAGGGGCUAUAUUGCGAUAUGAUAGGCCGGCGAUGUUUCUAAAAUUCGUUGAUUUUUCGGUCUCCAAAAUGAGCUAUACUCACAACAAAUGUAUGUUGUAGACUUGUAGCUUAGAUCAAUGUUGUUCCAAAAUUGUAAAUGAAUCAACAAAAGGGAUAAGCAACAUUGGAAAUGAUUCAUUCUAUAGUCUCCAAAAUGAGACCUAUGGUUUUUGGUGCUGAAAAAAUGUACAAAUGAGGUGGUGCACAAUAGCUGUGUCAAAAAAAUGAUGAAUCUUGGGCAUGUUCCAUGAUGUUAUGGUUUUGUAUGUUCAAUGAACAUUACUUUUGUGUGGUAGGGAAUCAUUAUAAAGAUAGUCACAUAGUUUCACAUA